Messenger RNA from Lethenteron reissneri (Far Eastern brook lamprey), 879 nucleotides. RefSeq lists its product as uncharacterized. The record is from RefSeq and is a predicted model, not a curated record. NCBI's taxonomy places the organism in Eukaryota, Metazoa, Chordata, Hyperoartia, Petromyzontiformes, Petromyzontidae.
AUGCCGUCUGUGCUGGGCACGGUGGCGGGGUGCGCGGCGUCGUGCCAGGGCGACACGCGGGCCCCGCCGCCGGCGCGAGGUCAAGACGCGCGCGGACCCCGCGGGAGACCAAACCGCGCACCCCGCGCCCAGCCCGCACCCCCCGCACGCGGAGCGGAUUGCACGCGGAGCGUCUCCACCUCCUCGCAGCUCAAAUUGACAAUGCCCAGGUACCAAGAGAAGACUCCACGCUGGGGGAAGCCCUUGCUGCUGUGGCUGCUCGUGGUGCUGGGCCUCGUGGUGCCAUGCCUCCCUCGGGGAGACAUCGACGUGCUGUCACUCAACGAGGUGAACCCACAGUGCUGGGAGCUGUCCACGAUCGCAGUCAUCAAGAUGCAAAAGCCCCGCAUGACGCACACAGUCGGCGAAUUCUGGAAUUUCAUGCUCGACCUGAAGAACUCUGACAACCCGUACCAUGCCAAGAACUUCUGGGACCUGGCGCAGCUGUUCUGGGACAAGUAUGUGCAGUGCGUCAUCUCCAUAUCGCACGGCCUGGGACGAAGGGAAACCGCGACUGCUGCGUACUCUGCCGCGCACAGCCCACGCAGGGCUCCAGAUUUCGCAUCAGUACCUCACAGGCAAGCAGGAUUGUUAAUGAAGAUGUCAUUCCCGACUUACUUGGAAAGAAUUAUCAAAAAGUUCCAGCAAUUUUGAUUUCGUAAAUAAAUCCACGUGCGCGUAGAUCGAACACGGCUUCUGCUCUUUUAUUCGGUGCAUUAACGUACGUGUUUAGAAUUGUUGACAAUUUUACGUUUUGCUAUGAAUAUUAUUAUUACUUUACGAUGAACGCCCUAAACUGCGCUGAGCUCGACUUUGUGAAGGCGCCGUCUGAGAGCGGCA